CCACUCCCACCUAGCUCAACCUCACGCUCAAGCUGCAUCUCUCUCUCUCUCUCUCUCUCUCUCUCUCUCUCUCCUCCAGCUCCGGCGACCAUCCUGCCCGCCGCCAUUCGCCGGAAGAGCCCACCAGCUGCACCGGCGUGGCAUCGUCCACUUGGCGAGAGUGGCGGAGCUAGAUCGGCUAUCGAUAUAUACAUAGGUGGUGGAUGCGUGCGUGCGAGGUGGUGAGGGUGAGAUGAGGUCUCCGGUGGGCCGCAGGGAGGUGGUGGUCUCCGGCGUCUUCACCGCGCUCCUCGUCCUCUCCAUCCUCUCCCUCCCGUCGCUCCUCCUCACCGGCCCGGCGUACAAGAGCUGGCCGUUCUUGGCGGCGGCGAGGGACGACUCCACCACCGGGAGCGGCGGCGGCGCGGGUUACUACCCGGUGUCGUUCGCGUACCUCAUCUCGGCGUCGACGGGCGACGCGGCGCGGGCGGCGCGGCUGCUGGCGGCGCUGUACCACCCGGCCAACUGCUACCUGCUCCACCUGGACCGGGAGGCGCCGGCGGAGGAGCACCGGCGGCUGGCGGAGCUGGUGUCCGGGCAGCCCGUGUACGCGCGCGCCGGGAACGUGUGGAUCGUGGGGCGCCCCAACCUCGUCACCUACCGCGGCCCGACGAUGCUGUCCACGACGCUGCACGCGGUGGCGAUGCUGCUCCGGCUCGGCCGCCGGUGGGACUGGUUCGUCAACCUCAGCGCCUCCGACUACCCGCUCGUCACCCAGGACGAUUUGAUGGAUGUGUUCUCCAGGUUGCCUAGGGAUCUCAACUUCAUACAGCAUACCAGCCACCUUGGCUGGAAGAUAAAGAAGAGGGCGCGGCCGGUGAUCCUCGACACGGCGCUGUACGAGGCCGACCGGUCGGAGCUCAUCCGUCCGGCGAACCUCACCACCAACCGGCGAAAUCUCCCCACCGCCUUCAAGCUCUUCACAGGUUCAGCGUGGACGAUGAUGUCGCGGCAGUUCGCCGAGUACUUCACCGUCGGCUACGACGACAACCUGCCGCGGACGCUGCUGCUCUACUACACCAACUUCGUCUCCUCGCCGGAGUUCUACUUCCAGACGCUGGCCUGCAACUCCCGGCGGUUCAGGAACACCACGGUGAACCACGACCUGCACUUCAUCCGGUGGGACAGCCCGCCCAAGCAGCACCCGCUCUACCUCGGCCCCAGGGACUACCGCCGGAUGCUGCUCAGCGCCGCGCCCUUCGCCAGGAAGUUCAGGGAGGACGACCCCGUCCUGGACAGGAUCGACCGGGACAUCCUCCGCCGCGACGGCGCCGCCCCGGGCCGGGCUUUCGCCUACGGCGGGUGGUGCUCCGAGGGGGGCGUCAGGCUGUGCUCCAACCCGCAGGAGGCCGGGAGGAAGGGCAUGAUAAAGGCCGGUGCAGGGUCCAGGAGGCUCAGGGCCAUGCUCAACAAGAUGAUGAAUGCGAGAAAUUUCAGGAGGCAGCAGUGUAGGUGAAACUAGAGGCAUUUUUAUAUACAGUCUAAUUCUGAUGAUCAGUGUGUGUGUUCAUGUAUAUAAUAGAGGAGAAAUCGAAUUACAGGAAGAAUUUGAGGCAGUUUUGGUUGUCUGGAGGGAGGUUAAAAGUAGAGUGACAGUGUAAUCUCACAGAAAUAAGAACAUGGGGGUCAUUAGUAAGGUUGUAAAAAAAUUGACAGGAUUAACGUUCAGCUUGUGCCUUGGUUGGUUCUUCUUCCAUAGGGCUAUUGCUGAGGUUGGCGCAUUUUUUACUGUGGGAAUGACAUGAUACUACUGUUGGAUUAAACCUGUAUGCUUGAAUUUCGGGAGCCAGUUUGUCUGCAUUUUGAAAGAGAAAA
This is a messenger RNA of Oryza sativa Japonica Group (Japanese rice), 1854 nucleotides long. RefSeq names its product beta-glucuronosyltransferase GlcAT14A. NCBI's taxonomy places the organism in Eukaryota, Viridiplantae, Streptophyta, Magnoliopsida, Poales, Poaceae. The record is from RefSeq and is a predicted model, not a curated record. Gene Ontology annotation, molecular function: glucuronosyltransferase activity. Gene Ontology annotation, cellular component: membrane.